Mucor mucedo is the source of this 2025-nucleotide messenger RNA. RefSeq lists its product as uncharacterized. Lineage: Eukaryota; Fungi; Mucoromycota; Mucoromycetes; Mucorales; Mucoraceae. The record is from RefSeq and is a predicted model, not a curated record. Bases 1 to 2025 code for a protein of 674 amino acids. Gene Ontology annotation, molecular function: carboxypeptidase activity. The transcript has 4 exons.
AUGCUGGAUCUCCCUUCAGCUCAUCGACUUCGACAAUAUCUCAAAACAUACACAUCAGAACCUCAUUUGGCUGGUACAGAAGCGGAUCGACGACAAGCAGAAUGGACUCGUACAAAAUUCACCGAGUUUGGCAUACCUAAUGCUGAGAUCAAGACCUAUUAUCCCUUGCUGAAUUAUCCCAUCUCUCAUCGUCUUUCCAUCGUAUCAGGACCUGAACACCUUCGUUACAACGCCAGUUUAAAAGAAGACCGUGUGCAUGAAGAUCCAUCUACCGAUGAUCCUGAUAUUGUUCCCGCAUUUCAUGGAUACUCUAAAAAUGGAACGGCCACGGGUCCUGUGAUUUAUGCAAAUUAUGGUCGCCUAGAAGAUUUUCAAUACCUUGUCGAUCGAGGUGUCCAAGUCAAUGGCACUAUUGCUCUUGUUCGUUACGGUACUUCUUUACGUGGUUUGAAAAUAAAGGCUGCUGCUCAAUAUGGUUGUGUUGGUGUCCUGAUCUUUUCAGACCCAAUUGAUGAUGGUCCAUUGGAUAAAGACAGUGAUAUAAAUCCUCCAUAUUCUUAUCCAAAGGGGCCUUGGAGAGCUCCCUCUUCUGUUCAACGUGGUGCAGUCUCCUACCUGUCACUUUUAGCAGGAGAUCCAUUAACACCUGGUUACGCUGCUACUGAAAAUGCCACACGUAUUCCUAUGGAAGAAUCCGUAAUUUUGCCUACCAUCCCUUCUUUACCCUUAUCAUGGCGUGAUGCCUUACCCUUCUUGAAGGCAACGGAGGGGCAUGGCGUGAUUGGUGAAUUUGAUUGGACCGGCGGAUUGGAUCAAGUAAGUUAUUUUAGUGGACCAACCGAAGGCAUGGUGGAAAUGGAGAAUAUUGUAGAGUAUAAGGUCGCACCUGUUUGGAAUGUCAUGGCUAAAAUUGAAGGAUCUGUGGAACCUCAUCGUGCCAUUAUUUUGGGAAAUCAUCGAGAUGCUUGGGUCUUUGGUGCAGUGGACCCUUCAUCCGGCUCUGCUACCUUGCUGGAAAUUGCACGUGUGCUGGGUCAAAUGUUACAAACAGGUUGGAGACCCAAACGUACCAUUAUUUUAGCUUCUUGGGAUGCAGAAGAGUAUGGCUUGAUUGGAUCCACAGAAUGGGUAGAAGAUAACAAAGAUUGGCUUAGUAAAGAAGGCACAGUCUAUAUUAACUGUGAUUCAGGUAUUUCAGGCCCUCAUUUUUCUGCUGGUGCAUCACCUUCUUUAAACCAGUUAUUGUAUGAAGUUACCAGUAUUGUACCAGAUCCUUUAACAGGUACUACCGUGUAUCAUGCAUGGGGUGAGCGUCAUAAUGCAACAGCUGUACCAUCCAUUCAUCCACAAGUCGACGUAUUGGGAUCUGGAUCUGAUUUUACGGCGUUUAUGGAUCAUUUGGGAAUCGCAAGUAUUGAUAUUUCCUUUAGUGGAGAUUACGGUGUAUAUCACAGUGUCUAUGACAGUUUCCACUGGAUGGAAAAGUAUGGAGAUCCAACCUUUGAAUACCAUCAAACCAUGGUACGUGUGUGGGGAUUGUUAGCACUUCGAUUAGCUGAUGAUUUAAUUCUGCCUAUCCAUCCAAUGGAUUACGCUACCGAGUUGCAAAAAUAUGUGCAUCAAUUAUACAUUCAUGCAGCCCCUCAUACUUUCCCCACCUUGAAGAAAUCGAUCCAUGCACUGGUGAAAUCUGCCACUGCAUUUGAGGUCAGUUUAACCCAGAUCAAUAAGAAAUUAAGACAUUUCCAAGGUGAACAACAAAUGUCAGCGAAAUGGGCUAAACGUGUAGAGAAAAUGAAUGCACGAUUGAUGGGAUUCGAAAGAGGAUUUUUGGACGAAGAAGGAAUCACGGGUCGUACGUGGUUCAAACAUGUGGUGUAUGCACCGGGACUCUGGACUGGCUAUUCUGGACAGGUCUUUCCAGCCAUUUCUGAAGCCUAUGAUGCAAAAGAUAUGCCAUUGGCACGUUAUGCUGAAACUAAGGCAGCUAAAUGUAUGAAGCAAGCUCAGGACGCGCUCAAUUAA